AUGUCCCUUCGUAAAAAGCUAUUUGCUAAUCCCUUCGUCAAGGAAGAGCCUAAACUACCUGAGGAGGUGGAGCCUCAACCUGCUGCUACGCGUUUGGAACUAUGGGGAUACUACUUGUAUUAUAAUGGCGACAAUGGUUAUGUGAUGUUUAGUUAUUUGCCAAACAUUUUGCAAUACCUCGCGUAUCAAGCCGGCUUUAACCCUGCUACCCCGGAUGUGCGUGGGUGUGAUAUGAAUGACACGAUGGCUCCGUGCAACGUCCACUGGCUGGGUGGAUCCAUUCCUGUAUCCUCGAUGGUUCUAUAUCAACAAGCGAUUGCAUUCUCGAUCCAAUUUCUUUUAUUCACCACAUUUGGCAGUUUGGCAGAUUAUGGUAAAUGGAACCGGUAUAUCCUUCUUUUGGCAACAGUGAUUGGUUGUGCCUCGCAAAUGGUGCCAAUCGCCUUGGUCAAUGACGAUGGUAGCCAUUGGGGUGCCAUGAUGGCUAUUCAAAUUGUGGCUCUGAUCUCCUAUGGCACAUCAUUGGUGUUUUACGCCGCUGCUUUUCCGACUUUGAGUGACAAUUUGCCGGUUGUCCGAAAAGCCCGAGCUGAUCCAUCUUUAACGGAAGAUGAAGUACAAGCCGAGGUCUCUAAAUGGAGAAACUAUGUAUCUGCUUGGUCCACUACCUUCUCCAACAUUGGCUUCUUGGUGAUGACAGGUGUCCUAUCUGGAGCAUCCUUCUACCCAUGGGCAGGUGGCGGUUACCUCGGUGAUCAACCCAUCUACAACUUUAUUUCGGCUGUUGUCUGUGGCGGCUAUUGGGCUAUCAACGCCAUUCCUUAUCUCUUUUUCCAACCCAAAGGCCGUUCAGGACCACCUCUUACCCGUGGCAAUCAUUUCACUAUUGGAUGGAUUUCUAUUUUUGAAGCGUUAAGAGAAGUACGACGAUUGCGCUAUCUAUUCUUGUACAUUUUUUCCUAUUUCAUGUUUUCCGAUGCUGUUAAUACCAUCAAUUCCAUGAUCUCGAUCGUGCAAGGUGAAAUUACCAGCUUUUCAGCCCAGCAAGUGACACUACUCAAUCUUAUCUCGGCGGUGUGCUCCAUCAUUGGUUGCCUCAUAUUCUUGGUUAUUUCCCAAAAGUUUGGUGUAAAGACUAAAACCAAUCUCCUGAUCAUUCUGACGCUUUCGGCUGUCGUACCUGUAUGGGGAUGCUUUGGCAUUGGUCUUGAUAACUUUGGUAUCAAGACACGAUGGGAGUUGUGGGUGUUUUAUGUAUGGCAAGGCUUAUUUACAGCCCCCAUCUAUGCAUGGCAACAAACGAUGCUGGCUGAGCUUAUUCCCAAGGGACGAGAAAACAUGUUUUUCGGUUUAUUUGGUGUCAUGAACAAAGCCUCUUCGUGGAUCGGGCCCAUUGUUAUCGGUGCCAUCACUCAACAUACAUCCAAUCUCUGGAAGGGCUGGCCUUUUAUCCUGGGACUCUUCAUUGUUGCCAUUGCCUUGGUUAUCUUAAUUGAUGUUGACAAAGCCAAGGAGCAAGCUGAAGCCUAUCGCAAAACACAUGUGAGCAGUGAUCCAAUGCGUGUCGCUGCUGACGAGCCCAUCAUCACUGAAAAAACGAUUGAUUACAAGGAGGAGUGA
Molecule: messenger RNA, 1620 nt
Organism: Lichtheimia ornata
Lineage: Eukaryota; Fungi; Mucoromycota; Mucoromycetes; Mucorales; Lichtheimiaceae
Exons: 7
Coding region: 1-1620 (539 amino acids)
Biological process (GO): amino acid transmembrane export from vacuole
Molecular function (GO): transmembrane transporter activity
Source: RefSeq, a predicted model, not a curated record